AUUCUGGAAAGUUCCACAGCCUUCUACAUUUUGGUCCUCUAAGAUGUUCGAGAUAAAUCCUUCUCCUUCUUUCCUCUUCUUAUUGAGCCUCCUAUAGAGCUACACCAAUCAAUUGGACAUCAAAAGCUAACAUCCCGCCAUCACAGCCAACAACACCAGUAAUCCAAACCCCCCAACCAUAUAGCUGGUAAUUUAUAGGUUAUUGGGUGCCACCCCUUCAAUUUUCAGCAGAAGACAGCAGCAAGCAACACAGAGCGAGGAAGAAGAGAAAUUCGAUAUGGGUGUUGAUUACUACAAGAUAUUGCAGGUCGACAAGAACGCUAAAGAUGAAGAUUUGAAGAAAGCUUAUAGAAAGCUUGCCAUGAAGUGGCACCCAGAUAAGAACCCAAAUAACAAGAAAGAAGCUGAGGCUAAAUUCAAGCAGAUCUCUGAGGCUUAUGAGGUUCUAAGUGAUCCUCAAAAAAGAGCAAUAUAUGAUCAAUACGGAGAAGAAGGGCUCAAAGGCCAGGUGCCACCACCAGGUGCUGGUGGUCCUGGAGGAGCAACUUUCUUCUCAACUGGAGAUGGCCCGACAGCGUUUAGAUUCAAUCCCAGAAAUGCCGAUGACAUUUUUGCCGAAUUCUUUGGUUUCUCAAGCCCAUUUGGAGGAAUGGGAGGUGCUAGUGGCAUAAGAGUUGGUCCAAGGUCCUUUGGUGGAAUGUUUGGUGAUGAUAUUUUCAGUUCUUUCGGUGAGGGACGCCCAAUGAGUUCAGCUCCUCGUAAAGCUCCUCCAAUUGAAAAUAAAUUGCCUUGUACCCUUGAGGAGCUUUACAGGGGGACCACUAAAAAGAUGAAGAUUUCAAGGGAAAUUGCUGAUGCUAGCGGGAAAACCUUGCCAGUGGAGGAAAUAUUAACCAUUGAUAUCAAGCCUGGCUGGAAAAAGGGAACAAAAAUCACUUUCCCUGAGAAAGGCAAUGAGCAACCAAAUGUUAUCCCUGCAGAUCUCGUCUUUGUCAUUGAUGAGAAACCACACGGCACAUUUACAAGGGAAGGCAAUGAUCUGAUUGUAACCAAGAAGAUACCUCUUGCAGAAGCUUUAACAGGCUAUACUGUCCAUCUUACAACUCUAGAUGGUAGGAGCCUGACCAUCCUAAUCAACAGCGUGAUUCAACCGGACUAUGAAGAAGUUGUUCCAAACGAAGGCAUGCCUAUACCAAAGGAUCCCUCAAAGAGGGGAAACUUGAGAAUCAAGUUCAAUAUAAAAUUCCCAACAAGGUUAACUGCUGAGCAGAAGUCAGGAAUCAAGAAAUUAUUGGCCCCAUAGAUUUGGGAGUUCAGUAAUGCUCGGUCUCUUUGUGAAUACCUUUCUUUAAUUGUUUUUGGAGAUGGCUGUUGUUCUGUGUUGCUAGUUUUUGUACCAGAGAAUUGAACAUUAAACAUCUAGUUGAAUAAAAUAAUAGCAAAGUUCUGAGAUA
Molecule: messenger RNA, 1454 nt
Organism: Hevea brasiliensis (rubber tree)
Lineage: Eukaryota; Viridiplantae; Streptophyta; Magnoliopsida; Malpighiales; Euphorbiaceae
Exons: 3
Coding region: 278-1303 (341 amino acids)
Cellular component (GO): cytosol
Molecular function (GO): protein-folding chaperone binding
Source: RefSeq, a predicted model, not a curated record